Adineta steineri is the source of this 855-nucleotide messenger RNA. NCBI's taxonomy places the organism in Eukaryota, Metazoa, Rotifera, Eurotatoria, Adinetida, Adinetidae. The record is from the annotation of a GenBank genome assembly.
AUGAAACGAUGUGAUGAAUAUCAAGCAUGGACUUAUCCAUACAAUUGUGUAUUAUUGACAACUGGUUCGAUGAAUCCUAUCCAUCGUUCUCAUAUCAACAAUUUAGAACUAGUGAAGAACUAUCUUGAACAAAGCAGUCCACGAUGGAAUGUACUUGCAGGUUAUCUUUCUCCUACGCAUGAUGCAUACGUACGUGGUAAAUUAGGCAAGGCAACGAUACCAGGUCGUGAUCGAUGUGAUCUUUGUGAACUGGCGAUAGAAGAACAUGAGCGCCAAACGGAAACAUUACAUUGGCUUAGUGUGUCUCGAGCUGAGGUUGAAUAUCAUAGCGGUUUUGUCGAUUUUGGCCCAACGACGGAGGCACUUCGCCAAUAUCUUAAUUCAGUUCUUUUGGCUUCUAUCCGAUUUCUCGAGAAUCCAUCAAUAAUGGAGAAUUACACAAUUGUUUGGCUUGAUACGAAUGCGUCAGAUCCUGAAAGUAGUUUUCGUACUAAACUUGGUAAAGCUCAGAUAUUUACUGAUGUUGAUGAUUGUAUUAAAUUUAUAAAAUCUCAUUCAAACAAAUCGACUUAUCUUAUUGUCUCGGGUUCUCUUGCCAAACUAGUCGUGCCAGAAGUGUAUGAUUGUUCAAAUCUUCUAGGAAUUUUUCUUUUCUGUGGAUCAGUUGCGACGUAUGCAGAAUGGGCAAUGGAUUAUUGUGAUAAAUUAAUGAUAUUCGAUCAUGGUGACGAUCUUCUAGUACGAUUGUGGAGGGACCUAGAAAGCAAUUUACGUGAGCAAGCAACACUACAUUUAAGAUACGCCGAAGAGUAUAAACAACGAGCUCUGCAGUAUAAACAACGGCCAUGUGGCUAA